CCUUCCAGCGCUCGACCAAAUCUCGCCUCCAAGCUCGCCGGAACUUGGCGCUUUCAAGAAUAAGUAAGUGCUUUAUAUCCAUGUUAGCGCUUUAAACUAGCGCACCUGUCUCUCCCCUGGACGACGAUGACGCCGACGUCCCUCGAGAGUAUCCUUUUAGAGGGCAGCAGCCCACACAGUCGUUUACGACACAGCAGCGCCAAAUGAGCCAAGUUCCCGUUCCCGUACAUCAAUACACUGCCUACCAGCCCGCUCCGGACUUGUACGAUACAUCUUUUGAGAACCCAAGAAGCCUCGAGGACGUGCCAGCCCCAUUGCAACAAGGCGCAUUACCGCGGAGUACCAAGAUGCGCAUAAGGGUUCCCACUGACACUUCAGCUGUUGCCCAGCGAUUUCGCUUUCUCACCAAGGGCAAGUCGGAGCCAACAGAGAAUCUGGCCGAUCGACCAAGGCAAAAUGGGGCGCCGCCCAUUCACAUCCCCCGGAGGAGCAGCAAGCGUGCAAGCCGCACCCCAAAUGGCCUUCGAAACAUAUCAGCUCCCCUGCCACCUAUUCAGUCUGGCACUCAGUUGGAAACACCUCCGCGCCAGCAGGCAGCCACCGACCGCGAGCUUCUUCCGUCUUCAUUGGCUCCAAAGCCACUAAACAUAACACCAGCAGCAAACAAGGUUGCGUCGCGCAAUACCAAUGCUAAUAUCGGUGAUAAUGCGCUUCCUACGCCGCCUAAUCAUGACUACCCGACUCCGCUAUCCAUACCAUCAGCUCGAUCACAGUCACCUGCCGUCCAAGAUUUGACUCCUACCGGGCCUAGGAUCAUCAAGAGGAAGCCGCCGCAAACCCACCAAGCCCAACCUUCGGCGCCAUCCAACCUAUCAAGUUCAAGUCCGGCCUACAUCAAUCCUCCUCCUCGGAGAGCCUCGGCCGCAGCCGUCACUGGGUUCCAUGAGGCCCCCCCCAAACGCUCCAAUACUGAUGAGGCGUGGAUGCAACCUCCGUCACGCUUCAGUGUCACCACUUAUGCUACAUCGAACGCAGGGACUCCUCCACAGGCUGCUGUGGAGCAGAUGCCCGCAAACGCACCGGUUACUACUUCGAUGAUGAGCCGUCCAGGUCCAUUUGCGAAGCGGGACAAUGCCCAUACCCCUAUAACGAUUCCUAAGCAGAGGGCCUACAUGUCCAGUCCAUAUGGAGCCGAUGAUCAGAUGGCGGUGUCGAGCGAAGUAUCUCUUAGUGAACCGCGCCGCACCCGAGCCGGCAGCAAUACGGAGUCCACCGGCCGAAGCUCCAUUCUGUCUACUGCCAAGCCGCUUCCACCCGCACCUCCGGAGUUGGCAUCAGCACCCGAUGACAGGAUUGCGCAACUAAAUGCCUCUCUCUCGGCACUGGCGCACCGCAGAGUCAACAUCAACAAAAGUAUCCAACAAAUGACAGAGCUGAUGCCGCGAGAUAACCUGAUGGCCAGCGCAGAAGUGCUCCGAAAGAGGGAGGUUGAGAAGCAAAAAGUAGAGGGGCUGAAACAGGAGCUGGCUGAGAUUCAACAUGAAGAGUAUGACUUGGGCUUGAAGCUGCAUAGGGCUUACAAGCGUCAGGAGAAGGAUGCAGAAUUCGAAGUUACUGGCCUGUGGGUGCGAAGGAUCACAAGCUGAUUGGCGACGUGACUUGCUGAGCCUGGCGCUGGGAAUUGUUUUGGUGGGUUUUUAUUCUUUGCUGGUCAAGAAACUUGGGACAUGUACGAAUAUGGGUUGAAAAGGG
Molecule: messenger RNA, 1752 nt
Organism: Trichoderma harzianum CBS 226.95
Lineage: Eukaryota; Fungi; Ascomycota; Sordariomycetes; Hypocreales; Hypocreaceae
Exons: 2
Coding region: 204-1646 (480 amino acids)
Source: RefSeq, a predicted model, not a curated record